Messenger RNA from Vollenhovia emeryi, 6793 nucleotides. RefSeq lists its product as uncharacterized. The coding region runs from base 1 to 5568 and encodes 1855 amino acids. Gene Ontology annotation, cellular component: nucleus; cytoplasm. NCBI's taxonomy places the organism in Eukaryota, Metazoa, Arthropoda, Insecta, Hymenoptera, Formicidae. The record is from RefSeq and is a predicted model, not a curated record. The transcript is spliced from 18 exons.
AUGAGCGGCAGCGACGGCGAGGACGGCCGACGCGAGAGGAGCAUCACCGCCGCCACCACCAUCGUCGCUGGGGAAAGCGGCAUAGCCGGAGCGAUGGAUGACGACGGUGGUCCAGCGGCAGCGUCGGCGACGACGACGAGGCGACGCUGCAACGACGCCGCCGUCGCCGCGGCCAGCUGCGGCGAUUCCGCGUGGACGCGCCGGGACGCGGACACGCCGAGCGACCACGAGAGCGGGGACGCCCGCGUGUUCCCCGCGGUCGCGGACUAUGAUCCCACCGGGUGCGGGACGACCGAUCAGCGCGUGAUCGACGCGUUUAUCAGAGGCGCGAGAGCGGCUGACGAGGACCGCCGUAAGUCGUCUCUGGUGAGCACCGACGCGCUCGCCAAGCUGUACUCCUCUGCGGCGGCCAUGGACAGCCAGUCGCGUCUCGGGAAGGAGUCGUGCUCCUGUGAUAAUACAGCCGAUUACAAGGCUAAACGAGAUAUGUUUAGAGAGGAGCUGCAAAAGGCUAUGAACUUCCAAAAUCUGUGGACGGAAUUGCAGCAGUCCAUACGUACCGACUUUAACGUCGCCCUGGAGGCGACUCACGUAUUCGACUCACCGCAGUCUCAGCGUGACAAGUUCACGAUGGAUAUGCACAAUACUGUUAUCCAAUUAUGCAAGAGAGAUUCCCAUCAACUUUUCAUGAGAUUAGUGAGCCAGGCGCAGGAGUUUGUGAUAGAAGUAAAAAUCCGUUUGUUCGCUCUUCUGCACGAGCGUAGCGUGAAUUUAGCUGAAAUCUUCCUCACCGGUCUCUUGAAUGACUACGACGCUCUCGUAUCGACAGCGAUUUUAAUUUCUGAAUUAGUGAAACCAUUGAAAAAGUGCCUCAACUUUAAUUUGACGUGGGACUGCUUCAUCAAAAAGUUAUAUCAGAUUUAUGUAUAUAACGACGCUCUAGUGCAAAACAAUUUACCCACGUUUAUUGGCCAGCUGAGGAAGCUUCUACCGUUGAAAGAUUCCAAGUACCAAGCUCUUGUUCAUAGAUACUUAUCGUUCGACGACGAGAUGACUAGAAUCGGUAAUUUGUGGCCCGAGACAGAGCCAUGGAUGGAUAAAUAUAAUGCAGAACAAGCCCUUCGUAUGACGAGGCUUAGGCAAAUUAGGGAGGCCUGGGGAUUGUUCACGACAACACGUAAAUUAAUGGAGCGUAGUAUGUUAAACAAAACAUCCGACAUCGGAAAUGAGAUGCAAGAGAUCCACGGGCAGUUUUCGUCGCUCAUCGCGCACACGUCUGGAAGCGACAGUCCACCUUUAAGUCCAGUACUGGACUUCAGUUCGAAUUCCACAGCUAUGCCAUCGAGCAUAGAAAUAGUUCAAAUAUUGUUAGACGAUUGGAAUAAAGCUCAGCACCAAAAGUUGGCGGACAUAGCCGGGGCAUUGACGGCGACCGAAAUGGAUGCCGCUGGACAGGGUGAUACCAACUGUUACGAUUACACACGUGCAACGUGCCAGUUGGCGCAAUACGCCAUUAGAUCAGUGAGGACUCACAAUGACGUCUCCGUUGAUACCGAGAAUGGUCUUGAAAAUGGGAAAGGUUGCGAGUCUUAUACAUGCGACGAAACUGAAAUAGGUCACACGGAUAUGCACAAAGACGAAAGUGUCGAGAAGGACGAGAUAAAUUCUUUUCCGCCCCUUAGCAAUGGAUUUCCAGAGAUACCUGCAAGUUGUACAGCGACGCAGGUUAAAAAGAAACUGGACAAUUUGGCCGACGAGGACAAGAAAAAGGAGUCGAGUAUGCGGGACGCUUUGCACAAAUAUGCCGCAAAGACACCCGAGUCGGAACCUUGUCUGUGUGUUUAUCAACACGCGCAGGAAAUAGCGGCGAGAAAGAAGGAAAUUCUCGAAAGUCCGCCCUGUCCUUGUCUGCUGAAUUCGAGACGCAAGUGGGACAUCUGUCCGUGCUUGCCUAAAUCCAUACCUGAAACGGUCGUGGCGAACGGUCGUCCCAAGGCAACGUCGCCGACCUCCGUUGCAAAGGCUAAUUCAGAGCCGAGCCAGAAACCUGCCGUAAAGACUGGCUCCACGCAAUCUGCCCAAACCCAAACGAGGCACUCUACAACGCAAACUCACAAUCACAGCAUACAUCAGGGUAACACUCAUUCGCACGCCCACGGACCGCUACCGGAUCUGACGAAAAACACAGGUCCGUGUUCUCACCCCAGACUUCGCCCACUCAAUCAUACACCGCAUGCGUGCCACAAGCAAGCCAACGUCGAACAUAUCAAGAGAAUGUCGUGUAACGAUUUGAGUUCAGGAGAUGGGGAUUGUUCGGAUUCAGGGAGCAGUCAGGGGGACUCGUGCUCCACUAGCAGCUCCGCGCAGAGAGACGCCAAUGUGAGACACUGCGACUGUUGUUACUGUGAGGUCUUUGGUCACGGGAUGCCGUCAGUCGCGCCGGUGAGUCGAAACUAUAAAGAAAUGCGGGAACGACUGCGACAACUUCUGACGAAGAAAAAUGCGAAAAAGUGCAAGACCGUGGGUGGAUGUAGCCCGCAGAAAAGCCCGUCGGAAUCGUCGAUUCCCAAUGUCAACUCCGAAGCCAAAGCCGUGACAAGUUCCAUCCUUAGAUCAAAUACUCCAAUUUCAACGAUGUCCACGGUCCAGUAUAAUCAACGAGAUCAGCGGGAUUUGGAGAAAUUGUUGGAGUUCAUCGAGGGUAAUCAAAGCGGGAAGAAAGACAACAAGAAGGCCGAGAAGAAAGCAAGGCAGAAGCAACGAAAGCUUGAAGAAAAGCUAAAAAAGGACAGACAAGAAGCGGAGAGACAAAAGUUGAUAGAAUUACAAAAAAAGACGCCAGAGGUGACGAUCACUGUUGUCGAUCCUCAAAAGCCCAUACCUCAAAGACUAUUGCCUCAAUGUAAUCUACCGGAAGUUUCCAUUUUGCCAACGUCGCCAUCGGUAUCUCUUCCUACGAUGAAACAGUUAAAUAAUAGGAAAAAGGAUAAGCAAGAAGUUUGUAGCAAUAGUAGUAAUAACUGCGGUAAUAAUAGUAUUACUAAUUUGAGCAACAAGGCGAAGACGACGACUGCGAAUUCAAACGCGAAAAAUAAGAAUAUUAAUAGUGCGGAGAAGUGCGAGGUGCGAAAUACGAAUUCUAGCCAAGGGAAUAAGAGCGGCGCGAAGAACGAUAAGCUUGAUAGCAAUAAAGGCAGCAAGCCACCAGCAAGUAUUAAUAAUAUUACGUGUGCGAAAAACAGCUCGAAUAAUAAUGCAAGUAAGUUAACUGACGUCGAUUUACUCGACAAGAAAUUGACGAAGAAGGAGAGGAAAAAGUUGAAGAAGGAAAUGAAGAAAUUGGAAGAUGCGAAGGCGAAGGAAACCGAAAGUGCAGCACAUACGGAAUCUCAACCGCAAAUAGUUACUAUUAGGAGGGAAAUAAAUUCAAACAGCGCUGAGCCUACGGUCACGAUCACUCUGAAAGGCCAAACCCCGGCCGAGGAUAAGGUUCUAUUCACGUUGGUGAAUGGACAGACCAAAGAACCCUCUCACAAGUCGGAGCAAGAACAAAACCAAAGUAACAGUGGGAAAAAGAAGAAGGUGAAAGCGACUAACAACAAUAAUCCUUUGCAACAGGGAAAUAAGCUGCAGCAAUCGAAUAAUUCGAAGCAACAGACUCAGACUAAAGCCAGCGAUGGUAAGAACUUGAAGCAACAAGCGACCAACGAGAAGUCGAAGAGUGGUAAACAGGUGGACGAGAGGAAGGUCCAGCAGCAGAACGUCAACGAAGGCAAAAAUUCCAAGUCGAAGAAGGACAAAAGAAAUUCGGAGAACAAGGAGAACGUGUUGCAACAGCAAAAUACGGUGAACAAGAGUAAGAACCAACAAAACGCGACCAACAAAAAGCAGAACAAAGCAGGUACUCCUCCUCAGACGCCAGUGUCGCAGAAGCAGCAACAGCAGCAGCAGAAUCAGAAUCAGAUUAUAAGCGAAUCCGGGAUUGGUAAGAAGGCAAAGAAGCAGCAGCAGCAGCAGCAGCAAGAUAAAAAUCCACAAUCGAACACCAGUAAAAGCAAUAAAAAUAACAACGCGAAUAAUAAGAACGUGUCGACUAAGAACGACUCUCAAAAGAAUACCAAUGUAAGUAAAACGAAUCAAACUACCGUAAGUAAGCAACGUGCGCCCGCGGAGGUCCAAAACACGUGUUCCGAACGAGUUACCUCGCCGUCGCUUAGUAGCCAGUUUAAAGACAUCGGGCCAAACUCCAAGAUCAACAUCGAAAAUCUCAAGUUGCCACCGGGCAUCACGAUCACGAAGGUCGACGCGCCGCCGAAGCCGCUCCCAAUCAAAACUGCACCGUUGCCGAAACCAGUGAAUCCGCCCAAGCAAACUACUAUCAUCGCCGCGCCGAUGAGCGGCGUUCAGUCGAGCUACGCGAGUCCGCAGGCAGGCGGAAAUGUCAUAGUGGUGGACACGGGCAAGCUCAAGCAAGACCUGCUGCCGAAGGCCAGUGAGAAAGAUUCCCAGCCGCAGAAUGCCGCCAGCGGUAAAAAGAAGAAGAAGAAGAAUAAGAAUUCAGCCAACUCGGGUAAUGCGCCGGCGAACGCGUCGCCGAUGCAGAACAACGACGGGUUCGUGAGCGAGCACGUGAUGGACGAGCCGGCGAGGAUACUGCACAAUCCCGGGACGAACAUGGUGACUAUCAGGAACCCGUCGUUCGGGCCGAUGAAAGUGCCACCGACCCAGCAGGCGGCGAUCAUCAAGGUCUCGGAGAACGGCAUGGUGACGAUCCGAAGCCCGGCUCUGCAGCAGGCGAUCAAUGCGGGCCUGACGUCGCCGCCCAAGCCGGAUUACAUAGUCAAGGGCGAUCUGUCGGCGGGCAGAACGACGACGACCGAGUGCGGCCAGCUGAGCGUGAAACACGCCAACGGCGUCAUAUCGUCGAGCCUGGCGGAGUUGCGCAGCCGGUUGAGCGCGCAGCCGGAUUGCGCCUCGUCCCUGUCCGAGCUCGCCAACAUCCAGAUCAGCCAGAUGACGAACGGCCAGCCGAUACCGGAGAACGGCAUCAAUCUCAAGGGUACCAGUGUCACCCUGACGAAGGUGAGGCCGGAGGUGACGGGUAUGGAGGACGCACGGCAGGCACCGGCGAGAUGCGCCACGGCGAAGGAGGCCGCGAUAAACGCCACCUCGAUAACGGCAGCCAACAGCGGCGGAGGCGGCAGCGGCGGGAAGAGCAAGAAGAAGAAAAAACGCGGAGGCGGCACGGGCCAGUGCGGGGAUGACUUGGACCUCGUUGAGGUAUUCACGCCCAAAGAUAUAGACCUCGAGAAUGACGAGGAGAUGGACGAUGAUGAGCGCGAGCUGGAGGCCUUCAAGCGAUUCUGCCUGCAAUCGGUGCCGCCGUUGCACAAGGAGAAGGUCAAUCUCAAUAUUAAGGACAUCGUGUUGAAGAAGAAAUCGUCAUCAUCGUCAUCUUCUUCGUCGUCGUCCUCGUCAACGUCGUCAACGUCGUCGUCGUCGUCGUCGUCGGCAGCAGCGGCGGCGGCGGCGGCAGCGGCCGCCGCCGCUGUAAUAGCGGCCAAUUAAUUUGUAUAACGACUUGAAUAAUUUCUGCGUUACCACCCGCGUGCUCUGGCACGCGAUUACUGCCAUUCUCGGUGAUUCGACGCGCGGUCCAGAACGCAGUCGCGUCGCGCGCGUCCCCGUCGACUCCGUCGUCGUCAUCGAAUCCAGGUUUUUACAUAAAGACAAGUAUGUAAUGCCUUCGUAGGUGAAUAUUUAAAUGUUAGAGUAUUUAGAGCGGAGAAGCGGAGGUAGAGACUCUGAGCGACGACGGAGUGGUUGGACGGUGUCUGAUUGUGUAUGUAUAACAUUAAAUGUAAUUAGGGCUAUAAGUUUCCUUCGCGACGGGACGACGGGUCUCCCUCGCGAGACGUCGUCUCCAGGCGUUGUUCUCCUGGACGAGGUCAACGGUAUUUGUAAAAAUUCGAUCUCGCCGAGCACUUAAGGAUAAGAUACUAUUGUAAAGUUAAAUGCGCAAACGUUUAAAAAGAAAAUUGUGACGAAAGAAGGUACGCGCUGCGCUUGCAGACCUCUGCGAGGUCUCGCACCGACGAAAGUCGGAGAAAUUGCGCCACUCGACAGAGCAGACGCACACGCACACACACGGUUGUGCGUGAUGAUAGACGGAUGGACAUUGUUCUCUUCCUUUCUUUUUUUCCCUUAUUAAAAGUAGUUGCGCGUUUCUAUCUACUUAGGGCGUCUGUGUAUCAUCUUUAUGUGUCUGUAUCUAUAUUCUCCUUGUAGGAGUAGCCCUGUACUCGUAUAAGUAGUCUAUACUAGCAUAGAACGCACACCGAGAAGAUUAUACAUAUAUAUAUAUAUAUAUGUGUAUGUAUAAUUCGACAAAUGUACGUCACAAUGUUUCUUAUUGUAUUGUAAUUAAAGUACUUUUUAUACGGUAAAUAAGACUAGGCGUGUGGGGCGACAGUCCGUUAUUCUUUUUAGUGUAUAUAAUCUUCAUCCUCAUAUACACAUUGCUAAAAGAGAAUCAAUGGAGAAUAUGAGUACAUGUGCAUAUAUACACGUGAGUGCAUGUGUAAUAUGCAUGUGUAUAUAAUAUAUAAUGUGUAUAUCACUUCUGUGCUAUGUAGUACAUUAUCAUUUAUCACAUCUUUAUUGCGUUGGUAAUUUCUCUAAAAAGGAAAGCACAAAAUUGUUUAUUGAUAAAGAAUUUGAAUUAGAAUUGUGAUUGGAAUGUUGUAAUUAAAUUGGACACUACGAGGAAGUGUGUCUACGUUGAAAAAGUGCA